Messenger RNA from Prorocentrum cordatum, 1449 nucleotides. The record is from the annotation of a GenBank genome assembly. Lineage: Eukaryota; Dinophyceae; Prorocentrales; Prorocentraceae.
GCCGCCGCGCUGGAGGCCGCGAAAGCCAAGGCCAAGGCCGCGCCCGCCAUCCCGCCGGCGACGACCACCGCGCCGGCGGCGGCGCCGCCGGCUGCAGCGACCUUCGGCCCGAAGCCACCGCCACCGGCGCGGAGGGCGGCGGCGGAGGCCGAGCCGCAGUUCAUCCACCAGCCGCCGCCGCUGCCGAGGGAACAGCACAACCCGCUGCCGGCGAAGCAGAAGGAGCCCGAGCCGAAGGCGCCGAAGGUCGCCGACAGCAGGGCCGCGGCCGCGGCCGCGGCCGCGGCGGCGGCGGCGCAGCAGCAGCCGCCGCGCGCACCGCCGCGCCCGACGCCGCCGCCCGAGCUGCCCGAAAGGCUGGCCCCCGUCCCUCCAGACACGGGGCCGCCCGUGUACAGCGACGAGCACGAGUACCCGGACCCAGAGCGCGCCCAGCGCGCGCUGAGGGUCGUGGCUGGGGCCGCCGCCUGUGGCGUCGUUGCCUCAGUCGCGGACCUGUUCCCCGCCACCUGGUUCAUGUGGAGCUUCCUGGCGGUGCACCUGAUCGGCGUGAUCUUCCUCACGGACUACGCCCAGGAGCGAGGGCUGCUGGUGCUGUGUGCCACCUUCGGCCUGCACGGCGGGGUGGCGCUGAGCGAGUGGAUGCUCUGGGCACUCGGCCGUGACGGCGCCGACUCCGUCGGACCUUGGUCGAUCUUGGUCUUCUUCGCGUGCGUGGGCUACCUCCAGAACUUCUGGCUGGAGACCACCACGCUCCCCCCCGACUACAUCAACAGCAUCUCGUUGUGGUUCCCCAUGUUCCCGGCGUACAACGCCGCGGUCGCGCUCAGCUGCGCGGAGCUGUUCCUGGAGUGGAGGUAUUUUCCGGAGUACAAGAUCUGGACCAGCUGCGUGGUGCUAGGUGUGUGCUGUAUGGCUGGCGGUCAGGCCCUCAUCUGGAGGUCCUGCAGGACCGCCGGCAGGAACGCCUGGGCCAGCUGCCGCAACAUGCCCGAGGACGAGGAGAAGCCAGAGGACUUCGUCGGCCUCGAGAUCCCCGACCGGCGGAUCGUUCAGGAGGGAGCCUUCAGCUGGGAGAGACAUCCGACGUACCUCGGCGUGAUGUUGUGGGGGGUGGGCGCGGAAAUUGCGCUCUGCAACCCGGUGAUGCUGCUGAUCGUCGGCUUCGUGCUCUGGGCCUCCUUGCUCUAUGUCGCGCUGGAGGAGGAGCAGGAGCUGUAUGACGAGUUCAGGGGCAGCUACGCGAAUUACGCCGCACUGACAUACUGCUGGAUUCCGCUCUUCAACUCCUUCCUGGAGAACGGCGCCUUCCAGCGGGAGAUGUCGGACAACGCGGAGGAGCCCGAGGAGGAGCUUGACGAGGACCUCGAGGACGAGGGCGACCUCGACGACGAGGAGGAGGAGGAGGACGCGGCGAGCGAGGACGACCUCCUGCCGACCUGGGAGGGG